Messenger RNA from Lactuca virosa, 342 nucleotides. The record is from the annotation of a GenBank genome assembly. NCBI's taxonomy places the organism in Eukaryota, Viridiplantae, Streptophyta, Magnoliopsida, Asterales, Asteraceae.
AUGUCGACUUCGUCUGCCAAAUCAAGCUUCCAAGGUGGUCCAACAUCGAGAAAGAAAAGAAUAGUUAGAUGUGGAUGUGGAGAUGUGUGCAAGGUAUCUGUUGCUCGAACACCUGAGAACUAUGGAAAGAAGUUUUACGGGUGCCCUAAUUACAAGGUGGAAGAAGAGGACUGUGGUUUUUUCAAAUGGUACGAUGAAGAAGAUGGCCACAUUAUCGACCCAACUCACACAAAGCAGGGGCAGGGGCAGGAGCAUGGACAGUUGAAGACUUUGGUAGAAAUAAUUGUAGGUCUCUUAGUUCUUAUUUUGGUAAUGGUGACAAUAGUUGUUUUGAAGAUGUAA